Molecule: messenger RNA, 1267 nt
Organism: Camelina sativa (false flax)
Lineage: Eukaryota; Viridiplantae; Streptophyta; Magnoliopsida; Brassicales; Brassicaceae
Product: B-box zinc finger protein 25
Biological process (GO): photomorphogenesis; regulation of DNA-templated transcription
Cellular component (GO): nucleus
Molecular function (GO): zinc ion binding
Source: RefSeq, a predicted model, not a curated record
AAAUACAAAAGUGAAACAGACAGAGAAGGAGAGAAACAAUGAGAGCCGCAGAAGAAGAAGAAGAGUGGGCUCCUACAACUACUAAGGCAUUGAUGUAAAAGAAGCAAGGAUGUGGUUCCUUUUGAUACGCAGAAUCAUCUUAAAAUCUGAUAAAACCUCCUCCUCUUCUAUUAUCUUCUUCUCUUCACCAAUCAUUCACUUCCUAACUUGAAACACAAUAACUAAAAACUCUUCUUGUUAUUUGUUUCUCUCCUCAAAGUUUCGUUUCCAUUUGUCUUAUAAAAAAGGUUUGAUCUUGAACAAGGGUAGAAAACAGAAAGAUCCUUUUUUAUCUUUUUUUGGAGAUUCCUCUGAUAUUCAGAUUCUGUUUUUGAGAAAAGAUGAAGAUUCAGUGUGAUGUGUGUGAGAAAGCUCCGGCUACACUUAUAUGUUGUGCUGAUGAAGCUGCUCUGUGCGCUAGAUGUGACGUUGAGAUUCAUGCUGCUAAUAAGCUCGCCAGCAAACACCAGCGCCUUUUUCUUGACUCUCUCUCAACUAAAUUUCCUCCCUGCGACAUCUGCCUUGAGAAGGCAGCUUUCAUAUUCUGUGUAGAGGAUAGAGCUCUUCUCUGUAGAGACUGCGACGAGGCUACCCAUGCACCAAAUACUCGCUCUGCUAAUCACCAGAGGUUCUUAGCCACUGGAAUCCGAGUUGCUCUUAGCUCCACUAGUUGCAAUCAAGAAGUGGAGAAGAAUCACUUUGACCCAUCUAACCAGCAGAAUGCAAAGCAGGUUCUCUCUAAAUUGCAAACUCAGCAACCCGCUGCUCCAUCUCCUUUGUGGGCUACCGAUGAAUUCUUCAGCUACUCGGAUCUUGACUGCAGUAACAAGGAGAAAGAGCAGCUUGAUCUCGGAGAGCUGGAUUGGCUUGCAGAGAUGGGUUUCUUUGGUGACCAGCCUGAUCAAGAGGCUCUACCGGCAGCUGAAGUUCCCGAGCUUUCGUUUUCACAUUUGGCUCAUGUUCAUCCCGACAACGGAGCCAUGAAGUCCAAUGUUUCGAAUAAGAAGCCGAGGCUUGAGAUCCGUUAUGAUGAUGAUGAAGACCACUUCCUUGUCCCCGACCUAGGCUAAACUCUGGCUGAAACAAGUGAAGCUUUAUAUCGAACUUGAUUCGUAUAUGUAACACCCGUUUAUUGUAUAUGCCUUGCUUUCUCUGUGAUCUGAUUCGAACCAGUAAUAGGUAUUUUUGUAUGAGUAAGUAUAUUUGCAACGGGAAGGUGUUUAGGCUC